AAGGAAUAAAGCAAUACGUUCUUUAGUUUAUAAUCGACUGAUGAACUUUUAAGUUAUCCCAAGAUGCAAUAUUUGAUCAUAGCAGGAAUCCUCAUCGCUUCCCUAGCCAGCGUUUUGGGAGAGCAAGUGACAUGGUCGAAAAUAGCUCCAUAUUUUACAAAUGACAACAAAGACUUUGUCUUAUUCAACAACUCAUACGGCGAACCGGUUUUCGUCUCUCUCCGGGUGGUAGAACAGAGUAAACCGAUUAAUUUAUCUUUAGAAGGUCUCAUAAAAUACUACUUAUAUACAUCGAAAAACUCACAGAAGUUUCAAGAACUGUGGAAAAAUGAUAAACCCUCUUUAACAACUUCAAAUUUUGAUGCGUCCAAGAAGACAAUAUUUGUUAUUCAUGGAUAUAUGAACAAUAUUUAUUCUGACAGCAUACAAUCGAUUAAAAACAAUGUUUUAAAGCAGGAAGAUAUUAAUGUGAUAGGCGUCGACUGGAGUUUGAUAUCGGAUCAUUUAUUCUACCACAUUAUAGCUGCUGAGGUGCCAGGCGUGGGUGCUCACGUCAGCGAGUUUGUUAGCUUCCUCAUGAGUAAUGGCCUGAAGUAUAAGGACAUCCAUAUGAUCGGACACAGUCUCGGUGCACAUGUUGCUUCCUUCGCCGCGAAAAAUCUCAAAACUGGAAAGUUUGCAAGGCUUACAGGUCUUGAUGCUGCAUUACCUGGAUUUGAGAAGACGACCCAUGAUCAAAGGCUUAACCCGGAUGAUGCUGAGUUUGUCGACUGCGUACACACUUGCGGUGGUGUUUUGGGAUUUCUUGAACCUCUCUGCCAGGUCGAUUUUUACGCCAAUGGAGGGACUAAUGUUCAACCCGGAUGCCCAUGGGCUGACUUUGGAUCUUGCAGCCAUGGUAGAGCUCAUGAAUAUUUCGCCGAGUCAAUUUUAAAAGAUCAUAAAUUCCCAUCUCUAUCUUGCCCAUCCUUACCAGGCACGACACACGUAAAUUGCACUGCUGAUGGUGCACUCAUGGGCUACCCUGCGACAAACCGUUACCUGGGGAUUCAUUAUACGCAGACAAACUCAUCGUAUCCAUACGCACUAGUUAAAAUGGCCUGAUGGUGAAAAGCAAAUGAAUACUCUCAACUAAAAUUUUAUUUGUACAUUUUUGUAUAUUUCAAGUGAUUUAUAAUUUAUUGUGAACAAUUUAUAAAUAUAUGGAGUUUUUUAUACAGACAAAAGA
Cimex lectularius (bed bug) is the source of this 1228-nucleotide messenger RNA. Its product is annotated as pancreatic triacylglycerol lipase-like. Gene Ontology annotation, biological process: lipid metabolic process. Gene Ontology annotation, molecular function: lipase activity. The transcript is spliced from 7 exons. The record is from RefSeq and is a predicted model, not a curated record. NCBI's taxonomy places the organism in Eukaryota, Metazoa, Arthropoda, Insecta, Hemiptera, Cimicidae. The coding region runs from base 64 to 1104 and encodes 346 amino acids.